GUGUCAGCCUGUGAAAUCCAUCUCUAAGGUUGCAGCUCAAAGCCCUACUUCCAAAUUAGAAGAUGAAGGUUCUAAAUCCAUUAAUGUUGAAACAGCAGGCAAGGACAAUGAGGAGGCCAGAACAACCACUGAUGUGGUUGCUGAGAAAGUAUCCAAAUCUCCGAAAGCUGAAAUGACAAGCAAGGAUGAUGAUGACACCCGUUCAACUACCACUUCAACUUCUACACCUCGUGGGCGGAGAAGCAGCGUUGGGUCGGCAUCUGGAUUCUCGUUCAGGUUGGAGGAACGGGCUGAGAAACGGAAGGAGUUUUAUAUGAAACUAGAAGAGAAGAUCCAAGCAAAAGAAGUUGAGAAGACUAAUUUGCAGGCGAAAUCACAGGAGAGUCAGGAAGAAGAGAUCAAAAGGUUGAGGAAGAGUUUGACAUUCAAGGCUGGUCCUAUGCCUAGUUUCUACAAAGAACCUCCACCUAAGGUUGAAUUGAAGAAGAUACCAACAACUCGUCCUAAAUCUCCUAAGCUAGGACGCAGGAAGAGUAGCAGCGAUGCAACUGGAGUUGUAGCUGCUCCUCGUGUGACAAAACCAAAAGACUCAUCAUCAUCAUCUACACUGAAGAAACCCAUAACAAAAUCUCAGCCGAAGCUUGUAACUCAAGAGAAGUCAGUGAAGGCCAAAGAAAAGAAAAAGGAAGGGAAGAAAGAAGAAGCAGAGAAGAGAGGAGAUGAAGAGAAGGCUACUGCUGUGGCUGCAGAACCAGAAGUGAAGAAACCGAACACCAACAACGUCCAAGUGAAGGCCGAGAUUAUGACAAGCGAGGUUGCAGUGGGAGGUUGAUCAGAGAAGCAAAAGACAGCGUUUGGCAGCGAUAUCUAAUGUCUGCUUCUUCUUUUUUUUCAUAAAAGCAUUAAUGUGAAUAGAGUUGUUGCGUCGAGUUUCAUUUUUUUUACUUUUAAGAGUUUCAGUUUACUUCAUUCCUUCAGUUUAUUUUAUUUUUUUGGAAAUUAAGCGUCACUCCUUCUUAAGUUGGUCUGUCUAAUGUGUGGAAAUCAAAAAUUUAAAACAUAUAUUAUGAAGAUGUAAUUAGAUUUUAACCAGUGAUAUAGUAUGAGACAAAUUAUUUGUAACUAAAAAA
This is a messenger RNA of Camelina sativa (false flax), 1130 nucleotides long. Lineage: Eukaryota; Viridiplantae; Streptophyta; Magnoliopsida; Brassicales; Brassicaceae. The record is from RefSeq and is a predicted model, not a curated record.